Molecule: messenger RNA, 2373 nt
Organism: Agrilus planipennis (emerald ash borer)
Lineage: Eukaryota; Metazoa; Arthropoda; Insecta; Coleoptera; Buprestidae
Product: S-adenosylmethionine decarboxylase proenzyme
Exons: 9
Coding region: 6-1181 (391 amino acids)
Biological process (GO): spermine biosynthetic process; spermidine biosynthetic process
Cellular component (GO): cytosol
Molecular function (GO): adenosylmethionine decarboxylase activity
Source: RefSeq, a predicted model, not a curated record
UUUUUAUGAGAUCUAUGAGUCAGUUUCGCUGCAGCCGUAGUCGGAUUUGGAUGGACGAUAAUAUGAGUGACGUUCAGUUUUUCGAAGGGGUUGAAAAACUUCUCGAAAUUUGGUUUUCUACGAAUGACAACAACAGCAAACAUGCAGACUUGAGAAAAAUUCCCAGAUCAAGAUUAGAAUCCCUACUUAAAAUUGUUAGAUGCGAAAUAAUCAGUUUUUGUUCAAAUGACCAGAUCGAUGCCUACGUUUUGAGUCUUUCAUAUUUCGAUUGUUGUUAUUGUCUGGUCCUUUUACAAUUGAUGUUUAAAAGCAAAUGCUCCAUUGUUGAUUUUAAUUGGUGCAAAUGUACUGAAAGCUCUAUGUUUAUAUCGAAGAGGCGGUUCAUUUUAAAAACUUGUGGCACAACAACUCCUUUGCUUUGCCUUCAGCCUCUUUUACUUCUUGUGGAACAGUACGCAGGAUUUACAGAUGUUGAAGAUGUUUUUUACUCGAGAAAAAAUUAUAAACGCCCAGACUUACAAGCGGCUCCUCAUCGGGACUUUUAUCAAGAGGUGACUCUAUUAGAUGCCAUCUUUCCCCAUGGUUCCGCAUACUGUUUAGGAUCGAUGAAUCGUGAUUGCUGGUAUUUAUAUACUCUAAACCCUCCAAGAACUAAUGCUUUGAGUUCGGAAACUGAACCUGACCCCGAUCAAACUUUGGAAAUUUUGAUGACUGAUCUAGAUCCUGAUGUAAUGUCAAUUUUUACUAGAGAGGAAUGUUUGAACGCCGCGGAAGCGACUAAGAAAUCAGGAAUCGAUAAAAUAGUACCUAAUAUGGUAAUUGACGAUUACCUGUUUGAACCUUGUGGGUACUCCAUGAACGGGGUUACUAAAAGUAAUCAACCGGAUGGAUGCUACAUGACUAUUCAUAUAACACCAGAGCCGGAAUUUUCUUACGUUAGUUUCGAAACUAACAUUACUGCAACAUCUUAUCGUGAGAUUGUUAAUAAAGUGAUUGAAACUUUUCAGCCGGGAAAGUUUAUGGUCACUGUUUUUACCAACAAGACGUCAGCGGCUGUGGGAGCACCUAAAGAAAUCCAAAAUUUAACUGAGAUAGGAAGUUGGACUCGAAGGGACAUGCAGCACAUUUGCUUUAAAAAUUACGAUCUUACUUAUGCGUUCUAUUCUAAAUUCCCGAGCUGAGGGUGUCAGGUGGAGCUGUGCUUUUGCGCAGCUACCCUUACCCCUUUCUCUUCCUCUUUAACCCCUUCCUUCUUUUACUACAUCUUUCCUCUUUCCCAGUGCCAGAAGAUAUUCUCUUAUUCCCUUUCCUCUUUUAACAAUAACAUUCAUGGUUCUCAAAGUCACCACACAUCCUGUGUCUCUCAUUCUUCGCUUUAUCGUACUAUUUCCGCUACUCAGAAUCUCGACGUAAACCCUAGUAUCCCUUCCUCUUCCAUCAGUUGCAUUUUUCAUCAUGCUGUGUUAUUCAUGAAACUAUUUUAUUUCGAAGAAUUUUUCACAAAUCUACAAUAUUUUCCACUCUAUGUCUACCUUAUCAUGUCUUUUCUAAUCCAUUUAAAAACGUUUCUUAAAUUAUUAGAGUUAAUUUUAUCAAGUUUUUAUAAUUUCGAGAGGGCCGAUUGCAUCUCGAAAACUUUCGUCGUUCAUAAACGUUCGAAACACUUGAUGAAAUUUUCCGUAAUUUUUCACGAUAACUGUGUCUGCAAUUGUAUUUUUUGUACUAACGCUUUCAUUUACUCGUUUCCGUCACAUUACUUUACCGAUUUUGCGUCGCCACUUGAGCUGUACUCGUGGUGGCGAAACAAAAUCUCGUGAGGUUAGGUUAGGUUAGGCUUUUGAAAUUAGUAAAACGUAGUGCGAGCAAGCUCACCUUUAACCUAUGAGGGUGAGGGGGCCCCUGCGUAUUUUCCACGCUGCGUUUUAGCUAUUUCAAAAGUUCUUAAGUGCUCGAAAAUUUUUCUCUAUUAGUUUCACACACGUCCGGGGUCCUCGCGAUUUACUCGCGCCAUUUCUUUAUGUAAUAUCAUCCCCUUUUGGUCAUCGGACCUACUAAGUCUUGCCGAUGACCCUUCACGAUAGACGACUUUAUUUAUGUAUAUGAAUAUGUACAUAAUAGAGUUGUAAUAAUUAAAAAAAGUCUUUGUCCAUCGGUGAUCAAUUCUAUCGAUUCUUUGUUAGCAGAAGAGCUACUGUUUCUUCGUUAAAUAAUUAAAAAGUAUCAUUACUAUCUUGCUAUCUUAAGGUUUAAUAUGAUGUAGAAGAUGUUUAGAUAUCGUUAACCAUAUACAGUGCAUUAGCUUUUCAGAAGUAGCUUGCUUUUAUCUGUAUAUAGACAGAAUUGUAAUUCUAAUAAAUUGUCUUCUUGAUUUAA